AUGAAUACUUCAAAGUCAACAGCAAGUAGUUAUUGUAAUGCAAACAACCCCGAUGACGGUUCUUCAAGUUCUUCGAGCACUAGUAGUGCUAACAAAAAACGGAAAACAGAAACUCGUCUUGGCAAUUUACUGUCAAGAGUUCGUCAAAAGGCCUCAUCAUCCUUCAAGUUAUAUUUUGACCAAAAUGACUGUAAUAGUUACAUGGAGGCAGAAUCAGAGUGCAUGAAGUCGUUAUGUGGUCCAAAUGGGGAAACAUUAGAUAAAGAUGAAGACCUUUUUGCAUACAUUGAAAGGAAAGGUCUAUUUUUAUCGAAGUGUUGGUUUGUUUUAUCAACUAAAUCUGUAGCAUAUGACCAUGAUAACGAGUAUGAAGAAGCUGGUCAGGAAACUUUUAAUAAACAAGAUUACGUUGAAACUUUCACUGAGAACUUUUGCCAUGCAAUAACAGAACCAAAGGAAAUUAGCAGGCGACGUAUAUGUUCUGUUUGUAAUUGCAGCUAUAUCGGAAACCAAUGUAUUAUUUGCAUCCAAAAUAAUGAGUAUAGUGCUUCUUGUAUUGCAGAUAGCAACUUGAACUUGUUUGCUGGAGCUUCAAUAGCUAUAGCAACCGGUGGGAACGAGCCUUCGAAUUUGGAUAAUGCAAGCGCAAGUUCUGAUGUUACAGACGUAGCACAGCACAUUGCUAAAAUACACCGCAUGACGAUAAGGAAAGAUUUGAUGGAUUUAUUUAUUACUAAGCAGAUCAAUGUGACAGAUGACAUCCGAUAUAUAUGGAUUGAUCCUCGUGGCCAAGAAGAAAAUGGUGCAGGGUCAGGUGUUUCUUGGGAUAUUUAUUCUUCAUUCUGGAAUGAAGUAUACAAUAUAUACUUGUAUGGCGAGCAAGAAAGAGUGCCACAAGUUCGGCAUGAUUUGUACAAACAAGAGUGGCGUGCAAUUGGCAUGAUCAUUUUAAAGGGGUAUGUUGACACUGGUUACUUUUCAAUCAGUUUGAGUCGAGCAUUUUUAUGUUUUUGUUUGUUCGGAGAAGUUCCAGAAGAGCUGCUGAUAUCUUCAUUCCUGAAAUACUUGUCAUCAGAUGAAAGUCAGUUGGUGACAAAAGCCAUUGGUAAAAACGAAGAUGAGAAUGUUAUUCACAGUGAUGAAUUUGCUGAAAUUUUGGAACAAUUCAAAUGUAAAACUGUAGUAACAGAAUCAAAUGUGAAAACAGUUAUCAUUGAAUUAGCUCGCCAGGAACUUGUACAGAAAAGUCACAUUAUAGCCUCAUGUUGGGAAGUUGCCUUUUCAGAGCUUAAAAAGAAGCCAGAAUUUUCAUCCAUGGAGAAUAUUGUGAAGUUUUAUGAAAGAUUGGAACCAACCACAAAAAAGGUUGUAGCCUUGUUCAAAAAUGUCCAUACGAGUAGCAGUGCUGAACAAGACUCGUUCAAUUAUUUAAAGCGGUAUGUGAGAGGUUUAGAAACCAUUAUGUUGAAAAAAUUUAUGAAGUUCAUAACAGGCUCAGAUAACAUGGUUGUUGAUACAGUAGAAAUAAUUUUUACGCGACCGGAAUCGAAUUUUAGUAGUAGACCAGUAGCUCACACAUGCACACCAAGCUUAGAACUUCCUUCAACUUAUAAUAAUUAUUGCGAACUCCGUGAAGAAUUCAGCAAUAUAUUGCAGUCAUCUGAAUGGGAGCUGGACAUCAUUUAAACUGAUUUUGGAUCCUUUUUUGUUUUGUUGUUAUGUUUGAACUGACAGACCAUAGAGUUUCCAGUAUUCUGUUUUGUUAAAACUUUUUUUAUACAAUUUUUAAGAGGGUUUUUAGGUCCAAUAAAAAACUUUGUUUCGAUUUAUUUUUAUUGUGUUUUUUUUAUCAUUUGUAUAAAUAUCUG
Messenger RNA from Hydractinia symbiolongicarpus, 1868 nucleotides. RefSeq lists its product as uncharacterized. The coding region runs from base 1 to 1686 and encodes 561 amino acids. The record is from RefSeq and is a predicted model, not a curated record. Lineage: Eukaryota; Metazoa; Cnidaria; Hydrozoa; Anthoathecata; Hydractiniidae. The transcript is spliced from 3 exons. Gene Ontology annotation, molecular function: ubiquitin-protein transferase activity.